Messenger RNA from Suillus clintonianus, 345 nucleotides. Its product is annotated as putative ribonucleotide reductase small subunit. The annotation marks the transcript as partial. Lineage: Eukaryota; Fungi; Basidiomycota; Agaricomycetes; Boletales; Suillaceae. The record is from RefSeq and is a predicted model, not a curated record. Gene Ontology annotation, molecular function: oxidoreductase activity. The transcript has a single exon. Gene Ontology annotation, biological process: deoxyribonucleotide biosynthetic process.
GAACGUCGCUUUGUCUCCCCCGCUCUCGCCUUCUUCGCUGCAUCCGACGGCAUUGUGAAUGAAAACCUCAUCGAACGUUUCUCCAAUGAGGUCCAGGCUGCUGUGGUCUGGUGCUUCUAUGGCUUCCAAAUCAUGAUGGAGACCUACUCACUCCUCAUCGACACUUACAUCAAGGAUUCUGCUCAGCGUUCCACCUUUGGUGAGCGCUUGGUCGCAUUUGCUGCCGUCGAAGGCAUCUUCUUCGCUGGCUCCUUCACGACCAUCUUCGGGCUGAAGGCACACGGUCUGAUGCCUGGUCUCAUGUUCUCCAAUGAGUUCAUCAGCCACGAUGAGGGUAUGCACACU